Messenger RNA from Penicillium macrosclerotiorum, 1623 nucleotides. Its product is annotated as phosphatidylserine decarboxylase 1. Gene Ontology annotation, cellular component: mitochondrion. The transcript is spliced from 2 exons. Gene Ontology annotation, molecular function: phosphatidylserine decarboxylase activity. Gene Ontology annotation, biological process: phosphatidylethanolamine biosynthetic process. NCBI's taxonomy places the organism in Eukaryota, Fungi, Ascomycota, Eurotiomycetes, Eurotiales, Aspergillaceae. Bases 1 to 1623 code for a protein of 540 amino acids. The record is from RefSeq and is a predicted model, not a curated record.
AUGGCCAAGCGCCUUUUUAACUACUUGACGUUGAUUCCUUGCCAUCCCGCCGCCCCUGUGACUGGGGGUGCUGCGUCGAUGGAGGUCCUUUCGUUCAGGGCAACCGCCCGUCACAAGGCCAGCGUGCGCCAUUUUUCUUCAAAAUCCUGGAGACAAUACCAUAAAGAUGGAACCCAUGAAGGCAAUACCCGCGGCGGAUUUGGGUCUCGACUACGGUUUGCGCUGCGCAAUACCAAGGUGGAAUGGUACCCAAUCCCUGUUGGACUUGGCAUCGGCCUGUUGGGAGUUCUACACUUCUAUAAAUCACAACGUGCGGAGCGUGAUCGUAUCUCGCAAGAGGCCAUCGGGGAAGAUUGGGAAAAUGGGGCCCGGCCACCACGUCGCCCUCGCGUUGUGCCCUCGGGCCCCUGGCAAGUCCAGAUCAUGUCGACCUUACCCCUGAAGGCCAUCUCGCGAUUGUGGGGUCGAUUUAACGAGAUCGAGUUGCCAUACUAUUUCCGUGUGCCGGGAUUCAAACUCUACUCAUGGGUCUUUGGCGUCAACUUGCACGAGGUCGCCGAGCCUGAUCUCCACACGUACCCGAAUCUUGCUGCGUUCUUCUAUCGCAAGUUAAAACCCGGCGUCCGACCUCUCGACCCGGACCCUCGCGCCCUUCUAUCGCCCUCCGAUGGCCGGAUUCUCCAGUUUGGAAUGAUUGAGCGAGGCGAGGUUGAGCAGGUGAAGGGCAUGACAUACAGCCUAGAUGCUCUCCUAGGUGCCGCUACCCCGGCGCACGCCGAUCACAGCAACCGGUUGAGUGACCCAGCGUCCGAAACCAAUCAGAAGGAUGUGGAGAACAUGAAAGCCGACGAAGAAUUUGCAACCAUGAACGGCAUUCAUUAUACGCUUCCGACAUUGCUGUCCGGCAAUGCAGAACAACCUGCCCAGCGCCGGGCCUCGAUUGACGCGUCCACUGCCUCGAAGACCACAUCGGAAGUCCAGGUGCAAGAAGAGUUGGCCCGCGGGGACGGAACCAGUUGGUUCGCGCCGAAAUCAGCCGCCAACCAUGCGUUGUUCUACUGUGUGAUCUACCUAGCCCCUGGUGAUUACCACCGGUUUCACUCUCCCACAGCCUGGGUUGUGGAGAGCCGCCGUCAUUUUGCCGGCGAGUUGUACUCGGUGUCUCCAUACCUUCAACGCACCCUGCCGGGUCUGUUCACCUUGAACGAGCGAGUGGCGUUGUUGGGCCGCUGGCGCUGGGGUUUCUUCAGUUACAUCCCAGUCGGUGCGACCAACGUGGGCUCGAUCAAAAUCAACUUUGACUCGGAGCUGCGCACCAACAGCUUGUUGACGGAUACGGCGGCGGACUUGGCGGCGGCGUUGGCUGCUAAGCGGGGCGAGCCUAAUCCCGGCUUCGUGGAGGCGACCUACCACCACGCAAGUCGUACGCUUGGGGGCAUCCCCUCCGCCGCGGCGAGGAGAUGGGUGGAUUCCAACUGGGCAGCGCCGCUUGGAUCUCGGAAAUCCAUCGAUGCUGGCUGGCCGGAGAAGGAACGACCUGACGGUUGGACGUGGAGUAUCGAAAAGGGCCAGCGUAUCAAGAUGGGUGAGAAGCUGGGCUUUGUUGGGUACGCGUCGAACUAG